Messenger RNA from Clunio marinus, 333 nucleotides. Lineage: Eukaryota; Metazoa; Arthropoda; Insecta; Diptera; Chironomidae. The record is from the annotation of a GenBank genome assembly.
AUGGCGGAAGGCACAUUAUGGCGUGUGGAUUUCAUUUUCGUGAAACCCAAGCACUUCAGUUUUGCAAAACUAAAUCACUCAAAAACUACAACAGACUUCAUAAUUAAAUUAAGGUGUCCAAAAUUUAAGUUUCCGCGAAGAUUCUGCAUAACUUUUUCUCAAAAAAUAAUAUCAAAAAAGAAUAGCGAUGAACGUUUAAGAGGUAUGAAAAAUGGAAGUAACGUGAAUAAAGAAAGAAAAGAAUUAAAAUUAUUCCACUUUGAAAUAUUUUUCAUGCUCUGCUAUUUUUCCGGAUAUUCUUGGACAUCCAAUCGUCAGCAAAGAUCAGCAUAA